Molecule: messenger RNA, 7014 nt
Organism: Phodopus roborovskii (desert hamster)
Lineage: Eukaryota; Metazoa; Chordata; Mammalia; Rodentia; Cricetidae
Gene: Arap2
Product: ArfGAP with RhoGAP domain, ankyrin repeat and PH domain 2
Exons: 32
Coding region: 89-5173 (1694 amino acids)
Biological process (GO): signal transduction; positive regulation of GTPase activity
Molecular function (GO): GTPase activator activity; phosphatidylinositol-3,4,5-trisphosphate binding; protein binding
Source: RefSeq, a predicted model, not a curated record
AAUCAACCAAACAAACAUAAGAAGUAGAUCCUUGUGUGUGUCUCAUCGGGCUGCUUUUUAAUAAUCAGGUAGUAAUGAAGCCACCAUUAUGUCCUCAGCCAGUGAAGUAAAUGUGGACAUCAGAGAUUUCCUAAUGAGCAUCAAUUUGGAGCAGUACCUGUUACAUUUCCGGGAAUUUGGCUUUUAUACUGUGAAGGACUGCGCGUCGAUAAAUGAUAGUGUGCUACACCAAAUUGGAAUCUCACCUACGGGACACCGUAGGAGGAUACUUAAACAGUUACAAAUGAUCUUUUCAAAAAUGCAAGACAUCCCAAUAUAUGCAAAUGUUCACAAAGCAAAGAAUGGCAACACCUCAGAAAAGCGUCAGGAUCCUCCGUCUUCCGGCAACAGCACCUGCGUAGAAUUUUCUGAUUGCAUUAGUGUUCACAGACCUGGCCUGACACCGGUGGAGACUGUUACAAUGAGUACGUUUGGUGUGGGAAAUUGCCACUCUCCUAUAUCACAUGAUAAGCUACGUCUUCCUCGGGGAGAAGAGCUACCCCAGAAUGUGGACUCCUCGCAAGACUCUUUACUUGGUAGUGUAAAUGUUACAACAGAUUCUUUGAGUACCCAGAAGGCAGGGGAUUGUACACCUGGAGAAGAACAAACAGAAAAAGUCAGCUUGAUAUCAGAGAAUUCCAGAGUGGCUCUUAGCACAAACUGUGACUCUCUUCCCCCUGUGGACUAUCCAAGAUCGGAAACACAUUCUGGAAGUGGCACCAAUGGCUCAUUAGAAAGCUCCCCAGCAUCCCUGUUCUUCCAGUUUCAAGGAGAGAUGGUUGUGAAUGAUCUGUAUGUUCCCUCAUCGCCGGCCCACACACCCAUGAGAAGCCGGAGCAAGUUGGUUUCUAGGCCUUCUCGAUCAUUUCUGCUGAGACAUCGACCUGUACCAGAGAUCCCGGGGUCAACAAAAGCAAUUUCUGGGAGCUAUUUCCGUGACAGGAGAAGUGCUACUACCUCAUCUGGAAAACCUUUGACGUUGAAAAAUUCAAAUGAGGAUAAUUCAACUUCCAUCUUUCCAUAUGGAGAGACAUUUCUCUUCCAGAGACUAGAAAGUUCCAAGAAGAAGUCUAUAAAGAAUGAGUUUUGGGCCCAUGAAGAAACAGACAAAGAGGAUGCAGGCACUGCAAAGAACUCCAUCUCAGCCAAAUCAAGCAUAUACAAUAACAGCAAGGAGAAAGUGAGUGAAGACAAAGCAGAAGACAUUUGGAUACCCCGAGAGGAUAAAAAUAACCUCCCAAAGGACUCUGCUUCUGAGUCAGAGUACUCAACAGUAGAGGAGUGCUUCCAGAGUUUAAGAAGAAAAAACUCAAAGGCAUCUAAGUCUAGGACUCAGAAAGCCUUCUACCUGGACCCUUUUAACAGGCACAGUUAUCCUUUAAGCUCCACAAGUGGGAAUACUGAUUCUUCGACCAUCUCAAAUGCCAUCUCUCCCUAUGCCUGCUUCUAUGGGUCUUCUGCAGCGAAGGUCAAAUCCGGAUGGCUGGACAAACUGUCUCCUCAAGGAAAACGCAUGUUUCAGAAGAGAUGGGUGAAAUUUGAUGGCCUUAGCAUUUCUUACUACAACAAUGAAAGAGAGAUGUACUCAAAAGGAAUAAUCCCCAUCACUGCAAUAUCCACAGUACGGGCUCAAGGAGACAACAAAUUUGAAAUUGUCACUACACAAAGAACUUUUGUUUUUAGAGUAGAAAAAGAAGAAGAGAGAAAUGAUUGGAUCAGCGUAUUAUUAAGUGCACUGAAGUCACCAUCCCUCACUGCACAGUUGCAAGCAGCUAUGGCACCCGAGAAAUGUGGAUAUCUUGAAUUGAGAGGCUAUAAAGCCAAAAUUUUUACUGUGUUGAGGGGAAACAGCGUGUGGCUUUGCAAAAAUGAGCAGGAUUUUAAGAGUGGACUCGGCAUUACCAUAAUUCCUAUGAAUGUUGCAAAUGUAAAACAAGUAGAUCGAGCUGUGAAGCAAUCUUUUGAGAUAAUCACUCCCUAUAGGAGUUUCAGCUUUACAGCGGAGUCUGAAAAAGAGAGGCAGGACUGGAUUGAAGCUGUGCAGCAGUCAAUCGCAGAAACUCUCUCUGAUUAUGAAGUAGCAGAGAAGAUUUGGUUCAAUGAAUCCAACAGGAGCUGUGCAGACUGCAAAGCCCCAGACCCUGACUGGGCAUCCAUCAAUCUCUGCGUUGUCAUUUGUAAGAAGUGUGCAGGACAACAUAGAUCAUUGGGUCCAAAAGACUCUAAGGUUAGAAGUCUGAAAAUGGAUGCCAGUAUUUGGAGUAAUGAGCUCAUUGAGCUAUUUAUUGUUAUUGGAAACAAGAGAGCAAACGACUUUUGGGCUGGUAACCUUCAAAAAGAUGAAGAAUUACACAUGGACUCACCAGUCGAAAAGAGAAAAACCUUUAUUACCCAGAAAUACAAAGAAGGAAAAUUCAGAAAGACUCUCUUAGCAUCUCUGACCAAAGAAGAGUUAAAUAAGGCUCUGUGUGCGGCGGUUGUAAAGCCAGAUGUGCUGGAAACGAUGGCCCUGCUUUUCAGUGGAGCAGAUGUCAUGUGUGCAACAGGAGACCCCGUGCACAGUACGCCCUACCUGCUGGCCAAGAAGGCCGGGCAGAGUCUGCAGAUGGAAUUUCUCUACCACAACAAGUUCUCAGACUUCCCCCAGCACGAGGUCCAUUCUGAGGGUGGGUCAAGUCAGGAGGCUGCCCACUCCACCUUCCUCUGUGACUUCUUAUACCACGCUCCUGCGGCUGCUUCCCGGGUCUCUACAGAGAAAAAGCUUCUUGAAGAGACAAAUAAAAAGUGGUGUGUUUUGGAAGGCGGCUUCUUGAGUUACUAUGAAAAUGACAAGUGUACCACGCCUAAUGGCACCAUUAACAUCAGUGAAGUUAUCUGCCUGGCUGUCCAUAAGGAGGACUUCUAUUUGAAUACUGGGCCGAUCUUUAUCUUUGAGAUCUACUUACCCUCAGAACGUGUCUUUUUGUUCGGAGCUGAAACAUCUCAGAUUCAAAGAAAAUGGGCUGAGACCAUAGCCAAGCAUUUUGUUCCCUUUGUUGCUGAAAACUUAACAGAAGCUGACUAUGAUUUGAUUGGUCAACUCUUCUACAAAGACUGCCAUGCCCUGGACCAGUGGAGAAAAGGCUGGUUUGCUAUGGACAAGUCUAGUUUGUGUUUUUGCCUUCAAACACAAGAAGCUCAGGAAGAGAGAAUGCACCUAAGAAGACUACAGGAGCUAACAAUCAGCACAAUGGUUCAAAAUGGAGAAAAAUUAGAUGUGUUACUCUUAGUAGAAAAAGGGAGAACGCUGUACAUCCACGGGCACACCAAGUUGGAUUUCACAGUCUGGCACACUGCGAUCGAGAAAGCAGCAGGUACAGAUGGCAACGCAUUACAAGACCAACAGCUCUGCAAAAAUGACGUGCCCAUUAUUGUGAACAGGUGCAUAGCAUUUGUUACGCAGUAUGGGUUAGGUUGUAAACACAUUUAUCAAAAGAACGGUGAUCCUUCACACGUAAGUGAACUCCUGGAGAGUUUUAAAAAGGAUGCGAGGAGUGUUAAGUUGCGAGCCGGAAAGCAUCAACUUGAAGAUGUGACGAGCGUGCUGAAGAGUUUCCUGUCUGACAUCGAUGAUGCUCUUCUCACGAAGGAGCUCUAUCCAUACUGGGUCUCCACAUUAGAUACACAAGAUGAAAAGGAAAGAACUGAGAAAUACAGAGCAUUCAUCCGCACUCUUCCGGGGGUCAACAGAGCGACUCUGGCAGCUAUAAUUGAACACCUUUACAGGGUUCAGAAAUGCUCGGAAAUCAAUCACAUGCAUGCUCAUAACUUGGCAUUGGUCUUUUCAUCCUGCUUAUUUCAAACUAAGGGGCAAACUAGUGAAGAAGUCAGUGUCAUUGAAGAUCUAAUUAAUAAUUAUGUUGAAAUAUUUGAGGUUAAAGAAGACCAAGUCAAACAAAUGGACAUAGAGAAUAGCUUUAUAACCAAGUGGAAAGACACUCAAGUGUCCCAGGCUGGAGACUUGUUAAUUGAAGUAUACGUAGAAAGGAAGGAACCUGACUGUAGCAUUAUAAUUCGGAUAUCUCCUGUAAUGGAAGCUGAAGAGUUAACUAAUGAUAUAUUAGCAAUAAAAAAUAUUGUUCCUACUAAAGGUGAUAUUUGGGCUACUUUUGAAGUCAUUGAAAAUGAAGAGCUAGAGCGUCCUCUUCACUACACAGAGAAUGUGUUGGAGCAGGUGCUUCAGUGGAGUUCAUUAGCUGAACCUGGUUCUGCUUAUCUUGUGGUGAAGAGAUUCUUAACCGUUGACACAAUUAAACACUGCAGAGAGAAAAGUUUCAAGGAAGGUGCCUUAAAACUCAAAGAAGAACCAUCUAAAAUACUGUCUGGGAACAAGUUUCAAGAUCGCUAUGUUGUUUUACGAGAUGGACAUCUCUUUCUUUACAAGGACCCGAAGAGCAGCAAACACGACAAGAUGUUUUCUCUCAGCCUGAUGAAGUUUUACCUUGGUGUGAAAAAGAAAAUGAAGCCACCAACCAGUUGGGGAUUGACUGCGUAUUCUGAAAAGCACCACUGGCACCUGUGUUGUGACAGUUUACAAGCCCAGAUGGAGUGGAUGGCCAGUAUCUUUAUUGCCCAGCACGAGAAUGAUAUAUGGCCACCAGCUGGAAAAGAACGAAAGCGUUCAAUAACCAAAAAUCCCAAGAUUGGAGGCUUACCUCUGAUUCCCAUCCAACAUGAGAGGGGUACAACCCAGGCCCGGAAGAAUAUUGAGAGUGCAAGAGCAGAACUGGAACGGCUGCGGCUGGGUGAAACGCGUGACCGAGACUUCACGGACCCCAGCCUGAAAGACAGAGCCUCCCUCAUAGCCCAGUGCUUGGAGCACAAAGACGACAAACUUCGGAAUCGUGCCAGGAAACACCGCAGUUUCAACUGCUUGGAGGACACAGAGGCGGAGGUCCCACCCAGCCUACCAAGGGGCUGUAAAGGCCCUAAGACCCUCAAGAAGACUGAGGACAGGAACAGCAAGACUGCCUUAGAACCCGAUCAUAAGCUGCCAUCAAAAGUCAUCGAGGAGCUUAGUGUGGUUCUGCAGAGGUCGAGAACCCUCCCAAAAGAGAUGCAGGAUGAACAGACAUCACAGAAAGAAAUAAAAUGAAUCACCACACGAGUUAUUAUUUUUUUUCUUAACGUUGUGUGCAAACCAGGAAUCAAACUGUAAUUCUUGAAGUCCUUUGUCUAGACAAAUUUCUCUGUAUUUAAGAAAUUUGUUCAUCUAUACCUAAGCAUUUAAAGGACAUUUUAAAAUAUGUAUAUAUGUGAUUAAGUAUAAGAUCAACUUUAUUUUGGUCUGGAAACUUGUAAAGUUCAAUUGUAUUAACUGUAAUAAGUCUUUGGGUUACUGUAAGUGGCCAGAUCUUUGAAAGUAAUUGUGUAAGUGGGGGUUAUUUAUGAGCAGAAAUCUGUACUGUAUUGUAAAAAAUGUUGUGUGUACAUGAAAGCCUUUGAAGUUGUAUCAUAUUUUGCACUUUGAAGAGGCUUGUAUAUUAAGUUGCCGUGUAUUUUUAGGUUUACAUAGCAUCCAUCUUAGGGAAAAGAAAGGGAAAUGAGUUCAAAAGGGAAAAGAUUACUGUAGUGCCUGUUCAACAAACAUUGGGAACAAAGGCAAGAAGUUAAGAAAAUAUUCCAUUGCCCAUGGAGGUGACCUCAGAUUCAUUCUCAUUCACCAAGAAACAAAACAUGUUAAAGAGAAACUGCUUGUUAGGAAAAAAUAAACCCUGGUGUCUUGAGUGUUUUCGACAAUAAUAUCCAGCCAGCCCGUCAGUGGUGGCACAGGUCACUGUCAUUUAUGAGAUCAGUAGACAAGCCCCAACACAUAUUCAGAGACAUUUUUCAGUGUCUACUUAGAGGAUCUGGCAUUGCACUGAAGAGUGUGUGCAUGGAUCCAGCCCAUAUGUUAUUUGCACAGUUGCUGCAUGCAGACAAUUCUUUAGGGCUCCCAACUGUGUUUAUGGUACGAACAAAAUUCAUCACCAUGGGAUUCAUUGCUAUUUUUCCUUUAUCCUGUUUCUGAUUGAAGAUGUUGCUUCGUUUUUACAAUGUAAGGUUGUAAGUCUUAACUUCUGCAUUGUCAGUAUCAACUGCCAGUGUGUAAUAUGUGGCCAUUUGAAGGAGCCAGUGGCUAAUUACGUAACACAUUUGCAGGCGGGCACUUCAUGUUCCAUUUAGCAUUUCCCCUACCUUUGGAAAUGACAUAUCCCUGUAUUUUUGUUGAGACAUAAUAAUCAGGUACAGACUUGAGAGUUUUCAUGAAUCAGACUACACUAGCAUCAAGGACAGCACUUUUUACUAAUUUUAUUUCCCAAGUUGAGUUGACGUGUUUUACAACUGCAGGUUAUAUAGCUGAUCUUUAUUCCUGGUGAGUCUGUGUCCUCUCCUGUAUUUGGGGUCUUUUCUAUGUGCUAAAUCCCUUGUUUCAGUCUCUCUCUCAUCAUAGGCAAGCAACAUGCUACGAAGUAAUAGAGCUGUCUUCAACUGAGAAAGGCUAACCUCUUUUAUUUGUUAGGGAUUACAGAGUUUACCAGGAGUAAGUGGUAUUUAUUCUUUAAAUCCAAAUAAAAUGUAAUUGAAAUAAAAAGUAGAACUGCGUGGCAGUUUUAUGAGCUGGUGGCACUACCGAGGAACCUCCUUUAAAACAAGAUAUUGUGUGGUUUGGGAAGGAAACUUAAUUUUAGUAAACUUAUUUCUAAUAAUGAUAUUUAUAUUUUUAUGAAAUAAAGAGACAUAUGGAAAUAAAUAUGAUUGGCCUUGUGGCAAAGUGUUGUGCGCUUAGACUUACCUUAAGGGAAUUUCUCCUGAAAGUUGGGCUUGAAAUCUGUCCACUUCUGUCUUUCCUUCUUUUCAUGAAUGAUUGUCUCUAUUUUCAAAAUGUAACGUAAGGGCUAAUGGUUACAUCUCACCGAUUUUGAGUAAAAAUUAAAAUAGUUUUGCAAGUCCACU